AUGUCCUCCUAUGGCACUCUGGCCGCGUAUGAGCGCAUGCGCACGCGCGACCCGGUUGACAUCCCGAUGAUCAUCAACGGCCAGGAGGUCUUUACUGGGAAUGUGGUGGAGCUGACCCCGCCGCAUGACCACAAGAACGUCUACGCCCGGAUCCAUGUGGCCGAUGGCACUGGUCUGGUCAAGGAGGCCGUGUCCGGGGCUCUGGCCGCCCGGGCCGAGUGGGAGUCCAUGUCCUCGGAGGCGCGGUCCGGCAUCUUCCUCCGCGCGGCCCGGCUCCUGUCCACCAAGUACCGCCAUGAGGUGUGCGCGGCCACCAUGCUCGGCCUGUCGAAGAACCUCUUCCAGGCGGAGAUCGACGCUGCCUGUGAGACCAUCGACUUCUGGCGCUUCAAUGCCUUCUAUGCCAACGAGAUUUACAGCCACCAGCCGGCCGCCCACUCGCCCGGCGUCUGGAACCGCCUGGAGCACCGCCCCCUGGAGGGCUUCGUCGCGGCCAUCUCCCCCUUCAACUUCAUUGCCAUCGGGUCCAACUUGGCCAGCGCCCCGGCGCAGAUGGGCAAUGUCGUCGUGCUGAAGCCGGCUCUCGAGACCGGCCUGGCUUCGAGCCUGAUGAUGCGCAUCCUCCAGGAGGCCGGCCUGCCGCCCGGUGUCAUCCAGUAUGUCCCGGUGCUGGAUCCCCGCGGGGACUUCACCCAGGACGCCCUGCACCAUCCGGCCCUGGGUGGCCUGCACUUCACCGGCAGCACCAAUGUCUUUGCCCAGCUGCAGCGUGACAUCGCCGCCGGCAUCGGCGGCAACCCGGACACCGACCCGGCCCCGGGCGAUUCCACCGGUCGCCAGCCGUACCACUCCUUCCCCCGGCUGGUCGGCGAGACCGGCGGCAAGAACUACCUCUUUGCCCACGAGUCGGCCCUGGCCUCGGAGGAGGGGCGUCGCGAUGUGGCGGCCCAGCUCCUGCGCGGUGCCUUCGAAUUCAACGGCCAGAAGUGCAGCGCCACCAGCCGUGCCUAUGUCCCGGCCUCCCAGUGGCCCGCUCUCCGCCGUGUGCUCGAGGAGGAGGUUGCCCGCAUCAAGGUUACCGGUCCCUCGGAUCCGCAGAGCUUCGUCACGGCCGUCAUCAAUCGCCCGGCCUUCGACCGCCUGGCUUCGGCCAUCGAGGGCGCCAAGGCCGACCCGGAGAUGGAUCUUGUGGCCGGUGGCGAGUGCGACGACCGGGUUGGCUACUUCGUCGGGCCCACCGUGCUGGCGGUGGACCUGGCUUCGCUGGGGGGUGGUGCCUCGGCCGCCGGGCAUAUGGCCGCGCUGGAGCGCGCCCAUGCCAAGCACACUGUCCGGUCGGAGCUCUUCGGCCCGGUGAUCACGGUGGUGGUGUACGACGACCAGCACUGGCAGGCGGUGGCCCGGGCCGCGGCCGAUGCCAGCCCCUAUGCCCUGACCGGGGCCAUCUUCGCCCGCGAUCGCCGGGUGCUCGAGGAGCUGGCCUCCACCCUGCGCCAUGCCCAGGGGAACCUCUACCUCAACGACAAGUCCACUGGCGCCGUGGUCGGGCAGCAGCCCUUCGGCGGCAGCCGCCGGUCCGGCACCAAUGACAAGGCCGGCCACGCUCUCAACCUCCAGCGCUGGGUCAGCACCAUGGCCAUCAAGGAGAACCUCUCGGCCCCCCUGACCACCUGGGAGUACCCGUACAUGAUGGAGUAA
Messenger RNA from Fonticula alba, 1698 nucleotides. RefSeq lists its product as hypothetical. Gene Ontology annotation, cellular component: cytoplasmic side of plasma membrane. The transcript has 4 exons. Lineage: Eukaryota; Rotosphaerida; Fonticulaceae. The coding region runs from base 1 to 1698 and encodes 565 amino acids. The record is from RefSeq and is a predicted model, not a curated record. Gene Ontology annotation, molecular function: L-glutamate gamma-semialdehyde dehydrogenase (NAD+) activity.